Molecule: messenger RNA, 72 nt
Organism: Caenorhabditis briggsae
Lineage: Eukaryota; Metazoa; Nematoda; Chromadorea; Rhabditida; Rhabditidae
Exons: 1
Coding region: 1-72 (23 amino acids)
Source: RefSeq, a predicted model, not a curated record
AUGGAGGAUAGCGAAGAAGAAGAAGACGACGAUGAAGAAAAGGAGAAUCCAGGGGAGCGGAGAAUGGGGUAA